Molecule: messenger RNA, 1311 nt
Organism: Alternaria burnsii
Lineage: Eukaryota; Fungi; Ascomycota; Dothideomycetes; Pleosporales; Pleosporaceae
Product: clathrin mu subunit
Exons: 3
Coding region: 1-1311 (436 amino acids)
Biological process (GO): clathrin-dependent endocytosis; intracellular protein transport
Cellular component (GO): AP-2 adaptor complex; cytoplasmic vesicle
Molecular function (GO): clathrin-cargo adaptor activity
Source: RefSeq, a predicted model, not a curated record
AUGCUUUCCGGAAUCCUUAUCUUCAACCAGAAAGGUGAGAACCUCAUCUUUCGCGCCUUCCGUAACGACUGCCGCCCGCGCCUUGCCGAUGUGUUCCGAAUCCAGGUCAUCUCCAACGCCCAAGUCCGCUCGCCCAUCCUCACCCUUGGCUCGACCACCUUCAGCCAUGUCAAACACGAGAACAUAUAUCUGGUCGCCGUGACGAAGAGCAAUGCCAACGCAGCACUGGUCUUUGAGUUUCUGUACCGUCUGGUGGGACUGGGAAAGGCAUACUUCGGCAAGUUUGACGAGGAGGCCGUAAAGAACAACUUCGUACUGGUCUAUGAGCUGCUAGACGAGAUUCUCGACUUUGGGUACCCGCAGAAUACCGAGACAGACACGCUGAAAAUGUACAUCACGACCGAGGGUGUCAAAUCGGAAAGGGCUAUGGAGGACUCGUCAAAGAUCACAAUGCAGGCCACCGGCGCUCUCUCCUGGCGACGAGCCGACAUCAAGUACCGCAAGAACGAAGCCUUCGUCGAUGUCAUCGAGGAUGUCAACCUACUCAUGUCCGCCACGGGAACAGUACUGCGAGCCGACGUGAACGGGCAGAUCAUAAUGCGCGCAUAUCUCUCAGGCACACCCGAGUGCAAGUUCGGCCUCAACGACCGCCUGACGCUGGGCGAAGAUCACCUCCAACAGCCAUCGGGUAACAAAGCAGGCGCCAAGGCUACCAGGGCAGCGGCGGGAAGCGUUACCUUGGAAGACUGUCAGUUCCACCAAUGUGUCAAGCUGGGCAAGUUCGAUGCGGACAGGAUAAUAUCCUUCGUGCCGCCCGACGGCGAAUUCGAGCUCAUGCGCUACCGGGCGACUGAGAACGUCAACCUGCCUUUCAAGGUGCAUGCCAUUGUCAAUGAGGUUGGCAAGACCAAGGUUGAAUACAGCAUCGCCAUCCGUGCCAACUAUGGCUCCAAACUCUUCGCAACAAACGUCGUCGUGCGGAUACCAACACCCCUCAACACUGCGCGUAUCACCGAGCGUACAUCACAGGGCAAGGCCAAGUACGAGCCGGAACAUAACAACAUUGUCUGGAAGAUCCCAAGAUUCACCGGGCAAAGCGAAUUCGUUCUUAGCGCCGAAGCCAGCUUAACGAGCAUGACCAAUCAGAAGGCUUGGUCACGGCCGCCGCUUAGUUUGAGCUUCUCGUUGCUGAUGUUCACGAGUUCCGGAUUACUUGUCCGAUACUUGAAGGUGUUCGAGAAGAGCAACUACAGCAGUGUAAAGUGGGUGCGCUACAUGACGAGAGCGGGUAAUUAUGAGAUAAGGUUUUGA